AUGUGCGACAGUGAAGAAGUCAAGAAGAAGCGGAGCUCUGAAGCUGAGGAGCGGAGAAAAGCUGUUCUGUCCAAGAUAAAAAUUCUAACCAUAUCUGAUCUGAGGAAGGAAUGGCAGCUCCGGUCUGAGAAGCAUGUGGAGAAGCAGAGACUUAACCCAUUUAGCGAUGACUUUGACUUCCAGCACUCCAUGGACGUCCGUCUCCACAAGGGGGAUAGUGGCUAUGGAAGACCAGAGAAAGGGAGCAGGACGGAGCAAAGAGGCAAGAGGGCUCAUCAGCACAUCCAGAAGGAGAUUGAUGAAAUGUGCCUGAUCAUAAGAGACAUGGGGGUAAAGGGCAGAGACGGACAGAUCAGAGUGAGGUUUGGGAGAUUGUUUGAUAGAUAUGUGCAGAUCUCGGACAAGGUGGUUGGGAUCCUCCUGAGGGCUAGAAAACAUGGACGCCUAGAUUUUGAAGGAGAAAUGUUGUGGCAGGGAGUCCACGAUGACGUUAUCAUCACUUUGUUGGAUAGACCAUUGACUUGAACAUUAUAAACAUAUAAUAUGGACCAUUCCAAUGAGAACUUCUACAUGUGUGACAAUGUUCAAUCACCAGUUAUUGCAUGACAUAAAAUGAUCACUGAAGGAGCCAUCCAGACAUAACUGAGGGG
Molecule: messenger RNA, 650 nt
Organism: Hyla sarda
Lineage: Eukaryota; Metazoa; Chordata; Amphibia; Anura; Hylidae
Product: actin-binding Rho-activating protein-like
Exons: 2
Coding region: 1-525 (174 amino acids)
Biological process (GO): positive regulation of transcription by RNA polymerase II; positive regulation of Rho protein signal transduction
Cellular component (GO): sarcomere
Molecular function (GO): actin binding
Source: RefSeq, a predicted model, not a curated record